AUGGAUCGUAACUUCAGAUCAAAUUCACCAAAUCAUACAAAACCUAUCACUACUCAUUCAGCAGCAGUACCAUCAGCAGCUCAUCCUAGAUUCUUAACUCAAUUCGAACAUCGUUUAGAUAUCGCUCCUUCUCCUUCUCCUCCUCUUCAUUUAUUACCAAACUAUCAUUUACUUCAUCAUCAUCAACAAUCACCUUCUCAUCUAUCUCUAUCAUCUACAUCCGAUCAACUCAAUCCAAGCAUCACAAACUCUUCUACUUCACCUACUCCAACCAUCACAACCACAAACCCAAGUACAACAGCAACAACAGCAACAACAAUACCAACCCAUUCGAUCCUACACCAAUCAUUCAUUCCACAAUCACCAUCACAUCCACAUCAUCAACACAUCUCACCCGAACUAAUCCAACCAAUCCUAGAACCACAUCCCACUAACAUGAGACCACCACCACCACCUAAGAAACGGGACAGGAUCGCAACUGAUCAAUCUAUCAAUCAUCCUAAUCCGAUCAAUACGAAACGACCUACGAAGAAAGAAAAACCUGCACCUGUGACAAUGGUCUAUCGAGGUGUACCGGAUGAGUUAUUGAUUCGUAAUCAUUCACUUAACCCUUCUAUCACAGCUCUUGCACCUCAAACUAUCAUCAAUAGAGCUCAACAAGUUCCUCCUCCUUCGACUAUUGCUCCGAGUUAUAGUCUUUCACAUGCUACAGAAACUAGUCUUAUGAGAAAGAAACAUAACAGGUUACUUGAACUUUGUCGUGAAAGAAAUCUUUUGAGUGAAACUCAUGAAUUAACUAAACGUGAAAUGGUUCAAGCUUUAUUGGGUUGGCGCGAAUACAACAUCAAUCAUCGAAUCAGCAUGUUAUUAUCCGAAACCGAAGAUUCAUCAAUAACCUCAGAAUCCGAUGACCAACACCAUUCAUUUUUCCAAGACAAUGAUCAUCAUCAUCAUCACCAUACAGGACAAACGGCCGAAACAUCCAUUGAAGAUUCCAUUGAUCCUCAAUUAUGUUCACCUGAACAUAAUCCCCAACCGAUUCUUUAUAACUUACGUAACCGAUUGAUUGAAAAGGAUGAAACGAUUAAAAGUUCAUCACCUAAACGACGAAGUCCUAUGCCUGGAGCUUUCUCACCUCAAAGUCAAUUAGCCGAUUACUUAGCUGCAACGGGUAUCGAUCCACCAGUCCAAGUAGCAGUCCAACCGGUCACAGAGGUUAUGCAACAUCCUCCUACGAUCCCAUUACUAGAUCAUCCAACUCAUUCGAAUUCCAAACGAAAGAGUAUCAGAUUAGUAGGCACCAAGAUUGCUUCAAUCGGUCCGAUCUCAAAGAUUAAUAUGUCAGAAGUCAUCAUUGGUGGGACUCAAGGUCCAACUCGACUCUUGAAUGAUACACCGAUUACUGUUAAGAUUGAUCAAACUAAGACUUUGGGACCGAGACCUUCACCACUUUCGCCACCGGCUUCGGUCGAUACUGAUCCGAGCUCGUCGGGCUUGAUCACCAAUCAUCGUACGACUACGACUGGAACGGAUGAUGAAACGGAUGAGACUCAGUCUCCUUCGGCUGGUGAUGAUUUGGAUGUCUUGUUGGAUUUAGAAGAUUUAAAGUUAUCGGAUAAAGAAAUCCCUCCGGAGAAAUUAGCUAGAGAACAGAAAGUGGGAAGUGGUAGUUUUAAAGAUGUUUAUAUGGGAAGGUAUAGGAACUUUAGAGUAGCUAUUUGUGAUUUGAGAGGUAGGUUAACAGAUAUGGAUAUUAAAGAAUUAGGACUCUUACGUGAUUUGAGACAUCCUAAUAUUGUGAGGUUUAUUGGGGUUUCGGUUGGAGGUCAUGUGCCUUGUACUAUCGUUACUGAACUUUGUAGGAAUGGUGAUCUUUAUGAUUAUAUUCGUAAGAUCCCUUGUCCUCCUUUUGUUCAGAUCUUGGCGAUGAUGUUGGAUGCGGCUAGAGGGGUUGAAUAUCUUCAUCAACGUACUCCUUCGAUUAUUCAUCGAGAUUUAAAGAGUCCUAACGUCUUGAUCACAGCUAAUGGAUCGGCUAAGAUUACUGAUUUUGGUUUAGCAAGAGUUAAAAGAGAUGUGAUGUCGAUGUGUGCAACGACUUGUGGAACGUUAAAUUGGCAAGCUCCGGAACUUUGGGUUGCUCAUCCUUCUUAUAAUCAUUCGAUUGAUGUUUAUGCACUUGGAUUGGUUUUUUGGGAAGUAUUGUGUUGGUCAUUUAAAGAAAAAACGUAUCCGUUUCAAGGAAUGAAUGAACAUGCGAUUUUUGCAGAAGUAGGAAAGAAUGGAUUAAGACCAUCUACCAGUCAGAUCAGACGAAAGUGGGGACGAGAGAUUGUAGGAUUGAUUGAAAAGAUGUGGGAUGAUGAUUCGGAUCGACGUCCGUUGAUGCCAGAAGUGGUUAGGUUUCUUUCGGCAAUGCUUUUACAAGAAAGAGAAAAGUCUUGGGUGGUGAGUGGGCCUGGGAGUAGUGGAACUCGGGUAAAUUAGGAUGGGAUGAUGAGGAUGAGGAAUUAGAUGCAGAAAUUAUAGAAGUAUAUAUAAAUGUGUGUGUAUUGAAUGAAUAGAAGAAGUUGAAUAGAUCUGAUUAGAUUAGAAGCAGUUGAUUUACUUGUUUAUAAGGAAACGUUUUUUUGGGAGUUGGAGUUGGAGUUGGAGUUGGAGUUGGAGUUGGAGGUCAUAGAUAGAUAAUAGGGUGUUUAAUGUUUAAUUUGGAAGAAGGAGAUGGGAAUCGGAUCGCUUAGGCUCACAUUGUUUUUCUCUUUUUUUCUUGAUUGAUUUUUUUUCUUCUUUCUUUUAUAUAUAAUGAAAAAAACAACUUAAAUAAAUAUAUACAUAUACCUUGCUUUUGAUUUACUUUUAAAUAUUCUGUGUGUGUGUGUAUGUGUUCUUUUUUAUAUUAGAAAAGUUGUCGUUUUUCACUUUUUAACUUCUUUACUGUUCACUUUUUCACUUUUUCAAUUUUCUGUUAAUUUAACAAUUUCUUUUACUUUCAUUUAAGAUAUAAAAAUUAAAUAAGAAAAAAAGUCAUUUUUUUUUAGAAUCUUUUUAAAUCGUUUUAAAUAUUCAUUCUCAUUCAAUUCAAUGUUUUUCUCAUUUUUUUUGAUUGGUUGUUUAAAGUACUUUUUCUUAUAUAUAUCUACAUCUUUUGUUUUGGUUUAAAUUUUUUUGUUGGAAAUGUGAUUAUUGAAAAAAAAUUAAUGUUG
Melampsora larici-populina 98AG31 is the source of this 3203-nucleotide messenger RNA. RefSeq lists its product as uncharacterized. Gene Ontology annotation, biological process: protein phosphorylation. The transcript is spliced from 11 exons. The coding region runs from base 1 to 2487 and encodes 828 amino acids. Gene Ontology annotation, molecular function: ATP binding; protein kinase activity. The record is from RefSeq and is a predicted model, not a curated record. Lineage: Eukaryota; Fungi; Basidiomycota; Pucciniomycetes; Pucciniales; Melampsoraceae.